This is a messenger RNA of Rhinopithecus roxellana (golden snub-nosed monkey), 4313 nucleotides long. RefSeq names its product zinc finger protein 45 (gene ZNF45). Gene Ontology annotation, biological process: regulation of transcription by RNA polymerase II. The record is from RefSeq and is a predicted model, not a curated record. NCBI's taxonomy places the organism in Eukaryota, Metazoa, Chordata, Mammalia, Primates, Cercopithecidae. Gene Ontology annotation, molecular function: DNA-binding transcription factor activity, RNA polymerase II-specific; RNA polymerase II cis-regulatory region sequence-specific DNA binding. Bases 1509 to 3560 code for a protein of 683 amino acids. The transcript is spliced from 8 exons.
CAGGCACUUCCGCUGCAAGAGGUUGAGAGAGCGGCCUUCAUUCCUCUGGUGGAGCAAGCGCCUGGCUCUUCUUUCUGAUUCCUGCAGGAGAGGAGGCUGUUCCUGGACUAUUUCUGAGCUGUUUUUUAAGAAAGAGUGCAUCACUCAACAGGUGGCAUCUGGAGUUAUCCUCUGUGGAUUUUCCAGGAUCUCAGACAACUUCGUGCAAUCUCCCAGCCUCCUUUCCUUCCCCUGCUCUGGCUUCUGAAAGAAUGCUGCGGAGAGGAGGCAAGAGAGCAUCCUGGCUCCUAGCAGCAGAGCCCCACUGUGACAGGACCUAGCAUUCACCUUUCUCUUCUGUUCCGAGUGGAAGAAGAAUCAGAAUCUUACCCUGAGAGCUACAAGGAGAACUCCAUUUUUCACUGUGCAGGGGCUCUCUCCUGAAGGGUCAAGUGGAAUCUGGAAUCCAGCCCGUGCUUCCCCAUCAUCAAGCCAUGUGAAGCUGCAGACUCCCUGAGUGUCUUAGUCCCUUUGUGCUGCUAUAACAAAAUAUACCAUAGACUGAGUGGCUUAAACAGCAAACCUUUAUAACUCACUGUCCUGGAGACUGGGAAGUCCAUGAUCAAGUCACUGGCAAAUCCAUUGUCUAAUGAGGCCACUCUUACUGGUUUGCAGAAGCUAUUGUCUUGUAUCUUCCUGCGGGGAAGAGAGGAGCUAGGUUACUUGCUUUUCUUACAAGGACAGCAAUCCCAUUAUGGAGGUUUCACCCUCAUGACCUAAUUACCUCCUAAAGGCCCCACCUCCCAGUAACAUCACAUUAGGGCUUCAACAUAAGAAUUUUGAGGGGACACAGACACUGGUCCACAGCAGCAAGGGAGGGGCUCCUUGACUGUUUCAUGUGAAGCAGCCGCAUGGGUUUAUGCAUAACUUCUACUGAUUGUUUAAGCUGCCAGAAACUGUUCCAUGUGUUUUAUGUAUAGUCACUUUCACUGACCUUCCUAUGAGGUAGUUAUUAUUAUUAUAUCCAAUUUAUAGAUCAGACAUUAGAGCACAAAGUACUAGCAAGUUGGAGAUGCCCGUAUUCCAAUACUGGUGGGCUGGUUCUGGAGUCUAGACUGUUCACAACUCUGUUCUCUACUCCCUCAAGCAGCUCCCUUGGCUUCAGAGUCCAAUCUCCAUUUCUCUGUCUUUUACCCCUAACUCUGGAGCCCUCAUUUCUCCUUCCAUGAAAUCUUAGACUCCCAUCUGCUUAUUUUUGUCUUUAGAAGCAACAGAGAGACAAGAUUUGGAAUAGUGGCUCUGGUAUGAAAGCCAGAUUCAGGUACCGUUCCUGCCUCUUGACCUCAUCAAGCCUCAGCUUCCUCACCUGUUAAAUGGAUACAAUUGCCAUCAUCAUAUUUGUUGAGAACUCCCUAAAAUGCCAGCUGAGCAUAGGCACAGAGGUUUGGGUGGUUGGACCAAGGUCACACAACUGACGCAACAGUAGGUUCUUCACAGACUUGGCACUUCUCCAGAAGGAGGAGGACAAAAUGACGAAGUGUAAGGAGCCAGUGACCUUCAAGGACGUGGCUGUGGUCUUCUCUGAGGAGGAGCUGCGACUGCUGAACCUUGCCCAGAGGAAGCUGUACCGAGAUGUGAUGCUGGAGAACUUCAGGAAUGUGGUCUCAGUGGGGCAUCAGUCCACACCAGAUGGUCUACCCCAGUUAGAGAGAGAAGAAAAGCUGUGGAUGAUGAAGAUGGCAACCCAGAGGGAUAACUCCUCAGGAGGCAAGAAUCUAAAAGAGAUGGAGACUCUUCAAGAAGUAGGAUUAAGGUACCUGUCUCAUGAAGAGCUUUUCAGCUCCCAGAUCUGGCAACAGAUUACAAGAGAGUUAACCAAGUAUCAAGAUUCUGUGGCAAACAUUCAGAGAACAGGCUGUCAGUUGGAAAAACGAGAUGAUUUGCACUAUAAAGAUGAGGGAUUCGGUAAUCAGAGUUCCCAUCUUCAAGUCCACCACAGAGUCCACACUGAUGAAAAACCCUACAAAGGAGAACAUUGUGUGAAAAGUUUCAGCUGGAGCCCUCAUCUUCAAAUUAACCGAAGGGCUCAUGCAGGAGAAAAGCCCUACAAAUGUGAAAAAUGUGAUAAUGCCUUCCGUCGGUUUUCAAGUCUUCAAGCCCAUCAGAGAGUCCACAGUAGAGCAAAAUCAUACACAGAUGAUGCAGCUUAUAGGAGUUUUAGUCAGAGGUCACAUCUUCACCAUCAUCAGAGAGUUCCCACUGGAGAGAAUCCAUACAAAUAUGAAGAGUGUGGGAGGAACGUUGGGAAAAGUUCACAUUGUCAAGCUCGUCUGAUAGUUCAUACGGGAGAGAAACCCUAUAAAUGUGACGAGUGCGGGGUAGGCUUCAGUCAGAGAUCGUAUCUUCAAGUUCAUCUGAAAGUUCAUGCUGGAAAGAAACCAUAUAAGUGUGAAGAGUGUGGGAAGAGCUUCAGUUGGCGUUCACGACUGCAGGCUCAUCAGCGAAUCCACACUGGCGAGAAACCAUACAAAUGCAAUGCGUGUGGCAAGAGCUUUAGUUACAGCUCACACCUUAACAUUCAUUGUAGAAUCCACACAGGAGAGAAACCCUAUAAAUGUGAGGAGUGUGGGAAAGGUUUCAGUGUGGGUUCACACCUUCAGGCCCAUCAGAUAAGCCACACUGGAGAGAAACCAUACAAAUGUGAGGAGUGUGGGAAAGGCUUCUGCCGGGCCUCAAAUCUUUUGGACCAUCAAAGAGGCCAUACUGGAGAGAAACCAUAUCAGUGUGAUGCAUGUGGUAAGGGCUUCAGUCGUAGCUCAGAUUUUAACAUUCAUUUUAGAGUCCAUACAGGGGAAAAACCCUAUAAAUGUGAGGAGUGUGGCAAAGGCUUCAGCCAGGCCUCAAAUCUUCUGGCCCAUCAAAGAGGCCACACUGGAGAGAAACCCUACAAAUGUGGUACAUGUGGGAAGGGCUUCAGUCGGAGCUCAGAUCUUAAUGUACACUGUAGAAUCCACACAGGAGAGAAACCCUAUAAAUGCGAGAAGUGUGGUAAGGCCUUCAGUCAGUUCUCCAGCCUUCAGGUCCAUCAGAGAGUCCACACUGGAGAGAAACCAUAUCAGUGUGCAGAGUGUGGGAAGGGCUUCAGUGUAGGUUCACAGCUUCAGGCCCAUCAGAGGUGCCACACUGGAGAGAAACCCUAUCAAUGUGAGGAGUGUGGGAAGGGCUUCUGUCGGGCCUCAAAUUUUCUGGCACAUCGUGGAGUCCACACAGGAGAAAAACCAUACCGAUGUGAUGUGUGUGGUAAGCGCUUCAGGCAAAGAUCCUACCUUCAGGCCCACCAGAGGGUCCACACAGGAGAGAGACCAUACAAAUGUGAGGAAUGUGGGAAAGUCUUCAGUUGGAGCUCAUACCUUCAAGCCCAUCAAAGAGUUCACACUGGAGAAAAACCAUACAAAUGUGAGGAGUGUGGGAAGGGCUUCAGUUGGAGCUCAAGUCUUAUCAUUCAUCAGCGAGUCCAUGCUGAUGAUGAGGGUGACAAGGACUUUCCUUCAUCAGAGGAUUCACACAGGAAAACUCAAUAAAAUAUGUUUUACUGUCUCAGAUGGGUGCUGAAAUACUUUAAUUAUCAGAGCUAUCAUAGACAAAACAUUUGUCUUAUAGAAUCAGUAGUUCGGCUGAGUGAUUGGGAGACCACACAGCAGAGAAGCCUCACGAGAGUGGAGACAUACGGACUGCGUUCAGAACACUGACCAUUAGCUGAUACAUGCAGACAAGAGGAUCAGGAAGGAUGAGUCUGAUCUGGAGUAAACCAGAAUUACUAAGAUGGGAAUGCUGAACGCUAUUCCACUAGAAUAUAAGGUCCAAGAGGGUAGGGACUUUGUUGACUGCCAAAUCUACUUUGCCUUUUCAGUGCCUAACACAUUGUAAUUUUUCAGUAAUAUUUGAAAUUACUGUCAUACUUGAAAUUCAGUAAUAUUUGACAUUUAUCUCUCAAAGUUUCUCUAAAAUUGUACUCAGAAGAAUAAUUCUGCAAGUCUUGGGGGAUAUAUAAGUUAGUCAUAUGGCCUGAUUUUCCCAUUUUUGCAGGUCUCAUGGAUGAGUGUUUAUCAAACUGAAGGUUACAGCUUGUUAGUGGGUCCAGAGAUCAGUUUCUGGCUAGCAACUAGAAGUUUUGUAUGUUAACAGUACUUUAUUGAGGUGUAAUCUGCAUGCAGUAACAUGCACAAGUCUCAAGUUUAUGGCUUCCUGAAUUUUGACAAAUGUAAUCAUCACCAAGAUCCAUGUAUACAAUGUCUAUUAAACCAAAAAGUUUUCUUGUGCCCAUUUCCAGUCAA